AUGUCGGACAAUUUAUUCGAAGGUCUACCACCUCCUUCUUCGCAGGAACAAGAGCUACCAAUUUCUUCAAAACCAGACGAGUCCAAGAAUGAAAUUUCCUCCCCAGCUCCGACUCUGGUUCUCAAGAGUUCCCUGAAGCGAUCGAAGCCGGCAGAAUCUGCAACCGAUGUUUCAGCUCCUCCUCUUCUCAAGAGCGCACUGAAGCGGUCAAAACCAGCAGAAUCUACACCACAACCAGAACCGGAAGUCCCUAAAAAGCGUUUACAGUUUAAGACAUCAACCGAUGCAUCAGAAGAACAAGUGAUCGAAGCGAUGCGGAAAAUAACAUCUCAUAUCAAGAACCCUUCCAAGUUCUCUAAAGCCUCAAAGCUUGCGAUACGCUUGAUUCAAGCUGGAAGUGUGAAGCCGGAAACAAGCAGCUACUUCAUCGCGAUACUCGAAGCUGCAAUGUCAUCAAAAACUUCUUGUACGGAUCGUUUGGUUCGAGCAGACUAUCAUGCAUUGUUCUCUGCAGCCCAGGAUGUAACUGAGUGCCUUGAUAAAAGCCAGAAGAAUCUUUUGACCAUAUGGACAAUCAAGGCAGUUGUUGCUAAUGAUCUCUUCACUGAUGACAGCUUCAUGUUUUCCAAGACUGCCACUCAACUAAAGGAGGCUAUAUCUGAUCUUCCGGUUUCGACCGAGGAGGAUGACGCGGAAGAAGCAGCUGCCCUUAAAGAAGAGGCUGUGAAGGACAUUGGAGAUGGGCAGACAACACAUGACGUGGCUGAAGCUUCUUCAGCUGGAGAUCAAGAGGAUGGCCAGUCCGAUCCGUUUGGCCUCGAUGCUUUGAUUCCCAGUUGUGGGAAGAAAAACGGUAAAACAAAGAUAAGGAAAGACUUAGCGACGGAUGUAGAUACCGAAGAGAAUAAAAGAUUUCUCAGGUCUAAAAGAGAAGCUUUGAUUACAUGCCUGGAGAUUGCUGCACGUCGUUACAAAGUUCCAUGGUGCCAAACUGUUAUAGACAUAUUGGUGAAACAUGCGUUUGAGAACGUGUCAAGGUUCACAUCACAGCAGAGACAAGCAGUGGAAAAACUUUGGGCUUCUGUUCGAGAACAACAUAUCCGUAGGAAGCAAGGUAAAUCAGUCACAGGAAAACUCGACGUUACAGCUUUCGAAUGUCUUCAGGAUAAAUACGCCAACGAGAAAAUGAGUAUCCGUCGAGCAGUAGGAUCCAGCGGUGAACGCCGUACACAGCAAUGGCUCGGUUAA
This is a messenger RNA of Arabis nemorensis, 1248 nucleotides long. The record is from the annotation of a GenBank genome assembly. NCBI's taxonomy places the organism in Eukaryota, Viridiplantae, Streptophyta, Magnoliopsida, Brassicales, Brassicaceae.